AUUUUACUAUUUUGCUCUGAUAGUUUUAUUAUUUUCGGCAGACUUUCUGUUUCAUUUUUAUUUUUGAAUUCAGCAGUUCAUUAUCGCUUGUAAGAUGGACCCCAUUUCAGUUUUACAAAGUAGAAUUGAACAAUUAGAAGCUAAAUUGGGUUUAGCUUCGAGCGUUCAAGUGGAUGGCCAACAAGGGGAUACUGUUUCGUCGAAUCUAUUGAAUGCGUCUCAAGCAAUCAACAAUGUGACUGCGGCUCACGAAAAGCUACCCGAGGCAAUGCAGCGGGCUUCGGAACUAAACAAUUACACUGAUCCUAACUUACUUGAGAAUAUACAGCAGAAUGAAAUGCACAUGAGAGAAGUAGUGGCUGCCGAGCCGGUCAUCAAGCACCACUGCCACUGCAUGCAUCGUUGCAAACAGGCUGCUCCCGUUAUGGAAUCUGAAGCCAUACAGCAGGUGCCACAAAUGCAGGCUGCCGUGGAUCAAAUGCAUGCAGCAGCUGCCGAAGUGAAGGCUGAAGCUGAUGUGGUUUCUCAUGGGAUUCAAGAGUUGGCUGAGACCUGCGGUACUGCUGCAUCGAAUGCUUCAGAACAACUUGCUAAUGUCGCCCAAAAGGUAGAGCAAGUGGAAGAAAAAGUGUUUCCCCGAAGGCGAAAUGGACUGGAUUAAUAAUGUGGAUCUCUGAACUCUCUGGUGCUUAACAAAUAGAUUUUCUAUUGUUGUCUAUAAUGACAUAUUUAUUCUAAAUUAUUUUGUGUAUCAGUAAUGGUUGUAUGAUUUGCUGUGUUCAUAAUAAUAAAAUAUUAAAUUGAAAGUGUUAUGUAUGUAA
Molecule: messenger RNA, 821 nt
Organism: Ostrinia nubilalis (European corn borer)
Lineage: Eukaryota; Metazoa; Arthropoda; Insecta; Lepidoptera; Crambidae
Exons: 4
Coding region: 95-661 (188 amino acids)
Biological process (GO): cytoskeleton-dependent cytokinesis
Cellular component (GO): dynactin complex
Source: RefSeq, a predicted model, not a curated record